GUUUUUGUUUUCAUGUGUAUUACUUCGGUUGCAGACGCAGUCGGUGUUUGAACCAAUUUAGACGUAGCGAGAUGAAAAUUGAAAACAAUCAAUGAAAGUGCAAAAAAAUAACAAAAGUAUUAAGUGCUUUUGGAAAAUGAAUUAAAAAUUGAAAAGUUUCUGUUGAAGAAAUACAAAUUUAUAUGAAUAGAAAGGCUUACAUUCAUUCAAAUAAUCGACUUUUUAUUUGACUUGCUCUAAGCUCACGCGAUAUUUAGAAAUAUUUCUUUUAUAUCUGUUGUUAUUGAGUUUACCUUGACAACGCGACGCGUAGUGAUAAGCAGCGAAUUUGUUUACCCAAGAAAAUACCGCAAGUCAAACAUGAUAGAUAAUAAUGUCUUUAAAAGAGGCACAACAACCGAUAGCUCAGAAGACACGGAGGACAGCAAUAAUGAAACAGCACAGUGUAAUGAAAUACCCCUACCCCGACUUCAUAAUGAAAUUCUGAUAAACAUCUUUUCCUAUUUGCCAUAUACCGACCUGACGCAGGCGCGCUUAGUUUGUCGACUUUGGAUGGAAGCUGUCGCCUACACGAGAUUUUCAAAUAAAUUCUGUUUAAGAAUCAAGGACGAUAAUGUGCUGGAUAUUAGGCGGCAAUUAAAAGACGAAAAAGAAACUUUCGCAAGUGGCAUGAUAUAUAAUCAUAUGAUAUAUAUGGGUACUGAUGACGAACAGCGUGAGGAAUUGAUAUUUAUAUUGCAGAAAAUUGGUAGACACGUGCGUAGCUUAAAACUGAAAAAUCUGUGUGGACUUGAUGACCUGUAUGAGUGCUUUCCCAAACUGGAACGAUUAACAAUAGAGGAUUUAUUUGUAUUUUCCACACAUUUUCCAUUCGAAUUGAACGCGUUCGGCAGCUUAAAAAGCAUACACUUUGUGGACGAUUCGGUGAGACAAAACUCAUCGGAAGCUCUACUCGCCACUUGUUUGCGAGCAAAAACUACAGUUAAGAUCGAGGAGUUGAGCAUACGCGUCUAUGCUGAACACGCGGAACUCUUUCUGUCUGUCUUACAGAAUCAUGCGGACACUUUGAAGAGUCUACAUGUGGUUUAUUUCGAAUCAGUAAACGAACCAAAUUUGCUAGUACAAAAAUGGAUGACAACUUUCUGUCGACUUAAGAAGUUAGAGAAAAUUAAAAUUUACGCCUCUAAUACGCAGAUUUUUGAGGGUACACUGAAGUGUUUGGAAGGAUUGCCUUUGCGUUAUCUGGAAGUGGAUUGCUUGAGGCCGGUAAAUCCAAAUAUUUUCAAAUUGCUGGAAUUGUGUUCCAAGAGACUCGAGCACCUCGCAUUUUUCAACUUCUAUUUGCCUAAAACCAUAGCUGGCAUGCAUAUAAUAAGCAAUUGUUGCCAGUACUUGAAAAAGCUCAUACUGAGUUACACGCGCCUAGUCGAGGAGGAUGAGCUCUGCAAUAUAGCAAGUAAUCUAGUAAAUUUGGAGGUUUUAGUCCUGCAAUACUGUAAAAAUGCUGUGACGAAUCGUGCGUUAGCGGCCAUUUUCAAACAUCUAACACGUUUGCGUGAAUUAGAUUUGAGUGGCAACAAUGAUUUCGAUGUUAAUGCUUUAAGAGGCAGCGCCGUUAAUCCGUUUCCGAUUCAACGUCUGCAAAGAUUGGAGAAACUGAAUUUAAAAUCAUGCCAACAACUAUCGAAUGACGAGUUUUUAGCAACGCUGAAGUUCCCAUUUCUGCGUAGUUUAAGUUUUGGCCGUGGCAUAUAUACAGACAGUGGUAUUCAGACUUUGGUGACACAGUGUCCACUUUUGGAGGAACUAAUCAUUACCUAUUGCCCGACUUUGGGUCGUAGUGCUCUGUUUUGUAUAGCGAAAGCAUUGCCACGCCUACGCGUGCUGCAUCUCCUGCAUUGCGCCCAAGUGGACAAGUCUGUGCGCCUGAUCCUCUAUGGUGAGUGCCCCCUUUUGACGGAUUUAGAAAUCUCCGAAAAGCGUUCAAAAAUGCAGACAUAUUUUCAUCAGUAGUGUGGAUUGUUUAAAAGAAGACGAUACCAGUGAUGCUUAUUUUAAGUUUUGUUUAUAUAAGUCCUUAUUUUUAGCUUAGAUAAGUUUUUCUAUUUUAGUUUCCUGAGGGCUGCAAUAUUAAUGUGUAAAAUAUCGUAAAUGAAAAAGAAGUAAUUCAGUACUUAUCAGUAAACAUAUGUAUGUUAGAUUUUGAAUACUAAUUUUCGUAUAAAAAUCUAUGUAAUCACAAUGUGUGUGUAUACACAUGUAUAUAUGUAUGUGCAUGUGUGUAUAUUUAUAAAAUAUAUGUGUUCAGAUUCAAUAAAAGUCAAAUGUUUACGUGAUUAAAGCCUUGGCAAAAAAUUUUACAUGUAAAUAUUAGUAAUGCAUUUAUUCUCAACACUGUACAGAUAGAAUAAAGUUUUAAUAAAUGUAAAACGAAACCAAUAAAUUUUAAAAUGAAUUAAUUAAUUAAUAAAAUAAACUAACUACUAAACUAAA
Bactrocera oleae (olive fruit fly) is the source of this 2493-nucleotide messenger RNA. RefSeq lists its product as uncharacterized. Gene Ontology annotation, biological process: SCF-dependent proteasomal ubiquitin-dependent protein catabolic process. Gene Ontology annotation, cellular component: SCF ubiquitin ligase complex. NCBI's taxonomy places the organism in Eukaryota, Metazoa, Arthropoda, Insecta, Diptera, Tephritidae. Gene Ontology annotation, molecular function: protein binding. The record is from RefSeq and is a predicted model, not a curated record.